CCCAACAGUUGAUGAAAGAUGGCAUAGUCCUUCUUAUUAAAGUAGAGAGAGAACAAAAAUUGAACUUAAUUGCUUCAUUGCGGAGUCUCUCUGAAUCCCCCUCUUUCGCUUUCUCUCUCUGCUCAAAUCCUACGAAGGAGAAAAGCUUUGAGCUCAAAGUUAAAAGAGAAGCGGCGGAGCUGCAGCUCAGCACCACGGACAGCGAACGAUGCCGUCAUUUUCUAUCCGUUCUGGUCAAGCAGUGGAAAAAUCCUAAGAAUGUGUCGAAGAUAAAAGAGGCUUUUUCUUGGACUUACGAAGAAUUUUUAAAAAUUUUUUAUUUUUGCCUCUGUUCAAAGUAAGACGAACCCUCACUGUAUAUUUUUACUCUAUGUGCGUUAAAUGUCUCCAAAUUCCUUAAAUAUCGUAUUCCGCCAUUAUCAAAAAAAAAGGAGUAGCUUUAGCAAGGGUUUAUAAUUUAUCCUGUGAAACUCCUUUUGCAGAAUCCAGAUAUAUAAAUGUAAAUCCAAGCAGAUGCGCUGUGCGUAAAAGCGGUGACACCGCUCGGUGCAAUUCAGCUUUGGUGCGCGGCGCACUGUUCCGCUCGUCUUAUUUGGAAAUCAGAUUUUAAUAUAUGUAUUUAUUUAUCGUUAAUGAGGCUGACGUGAAGCUUCUCCAACUACACCAACCUCUCAUGUGAGAUCUAACUGUCUCUUGUUUAAGCUUAGUUAUAUUUGAGUGAAAACCUCUUUUUUACAUAAGAAAAGCAGAAAGUAGCACUUCACUGUCGCAGCUGUUUUACUUCUUUCUUUGCUCUAAAGUAAGAUCAGUACAGUAUAUUUUCGGAAUUAGGGGAAUCACAUCUGCAUGUGGAUUGUACACGAUGGACCCUCCGGACCCGUACUGGUAUCCACUCCCUCCAGAGCCCAACUCCUCUGCAGCCGCUGGCUCCCCCUUUUUCUUUCCCUCCCCUCGUCUCCUGAACGUCUCCUCCAACAUGUCCACGCAGAGUGUCCCCUUCCAGGGCAGCAGCACCCCGGUGACCGCUAUUAUCUACUUCACUGUCUUCUUGGUGGGUCUGACCGGCAACACACUGGCCAUUUACGUGGUGUUGCGCUACGCCAAGAUGAAGACCGUCACCAACAUCUACAUCCUGAACCUGGCUGUGGCCGAUGAGCUCUACAUCAUCGGACUGCCCUUCCUCACCACUCAGAACGUUCUCUCGUACUGGCCCUUUGGAUCGUUCCUCUGUCGUGUGGUGAUGACUGCGGACUCCAUGAACCAGUUCACGUCCAUCUUCUGUCUCACGGUCAUGUCCAUGGAUCGUUAUCUGGCUGUGGUCCAUCCGAUCCGUAGCACCAAAUGGAGACACCCUCGCGUGGCCAAGGUGGUGAGCGCAGCGGUCUGGGCUGUGUCCUUUAUCGUGGUCCUGCCAGUGGUCAUCUUCUCUGAUGUGCAGGACAUGUUUAACUCCUGCAAUAUGAACUGGCCGGAGCCAAAGGAUGUGUGGUCGACGGCCUUCAUUAUUUACACUGCCACAGUGGGUUUCUUUGGGCCACUGCUCGUCAUUUGCCUCUGUUACCUGCUCAUUGUUAUUAAGGUGAAGUCAUCUGGGGCCAGGGUGGGCUUCAUUAACCGCCGCCGUUCAGAGCGAAAGGUGACGCGCAUGGUGGUGGUCAUCGUGGUGGUGUUCGUGCUCUGCUGGCUGCCGUUCUACAUCAUCAACAUGGUCAACCUGGUGGUCAUCAUCCCCGAGUCCAGUGUCACUGCCGGCAUCUACUUCUUCGCUGUCAUCCUGUCCUACGCCAACUCCUGUGCAAACCCGCUGCUCUAUGGCUUUUUGUCGGAUAACUUCAAGCAAAGCUUCAGAAAGGUGCUCUGUGUUAAGGGUAUGAGGUGUGCCGCCAAUGGUGUCGAUGACGGUGACCCCAGCGCUCCACGCACAGAGAAAACUACGGCACAGGACUGCAUCCUGCUCUCCCCUCGUAACGAGGUCUACCACGACGCACAGAGCAGCCAGAUCUCACCCCACCCCACUGACUGUUUUGGCCCCCACUCUGCUGCCGACCUGAACCGCUCCACCCCUAAGUACCAGCUUUCCUCCACGUUCCCGGGAACAGCCGCUACUACGGCCGGAAACGUCUUGAUUACUUCUGAGGCACCCGAACCUCCCACUACCACAGCCCUGACCGCCGCCUCCUCUGCCUCCGUAGCUCCAGAGGAACAGCAGUGAGUGGACUCUGGGCCCCAGAGUGGGUCUACAGAAGAGAAACAAAGAGAGGCUGGACUAGCUCAUUAAGAUAUCAAACCGAAAAAAUGUUUGUUUCUUUUUCUUUCAAACUGCAAGCUCACUUUAAACAAAUUGCCACACUUCUGCUUCUCAUUGUGUGACAAACUGUUGAAGAUUUUUGUUUACCAAGCCCGACUCUUCAUUAAGCCUCCCUCUGACAUAAGUGCCUUUUCAUCAGCUCUCAGUAAUCAUCUCAUCUCCUAAAGGAAGGCAGAAACAUUCACACAAUCUUUUUGUGUGUGUGCUUUGUGUCAAGGACUCUUUUAGCUUGUAACCAUGUCUACGCUUACUAGACCCAAAUGCCUUUUACAUUCAGAGAAUAGAAUUUGUACAUCUUAUUUCAUAUAACUAACAUCAAUGUUUUAAUUUGUACUUAAUGGGGUUUUUUUUAUGCUCACACUAAUUUCUUAUCAUUUACUAUACAGUUAUGAUCAAAAGUAACAUCCUUUCAACAAGAGCAUUAAUAUCUUAUUCAGUUUGGGCUUUAAAGUUAUGAAUUUAACCUUCCUUUUUCUAUGAAGAAGUGAUUAUACAACAUGCAACUUCAUUAGUUCCACAAAUUACAACUUAUUGUGAUUUAUGUUUUUCCCUUCGUCUGCAUACUCAACAGUGACGUGCGGUGAGGUUCAUGGCUGGUGAGGAACUGGCUUAAUCAAAAAUCAUAAGACCCCCUGCAUGUUGUACAUACGGAAAUUUCGCGCAUGCGGACAACAUUGAAGGGCAAAAAGACUAUACUUUCACAUGCCAUCCAUAGCCGUGCUGCCAUGGUAGAAUAAUUCCGUUAACUCAAUGAAACUUGGAAAUAUAGAUAUUAUUUUAGUGCUAUGCUGCACAGCAAAGGGAAAAACCCGCUGAAGUACAACUCAAACGACUCGUUGCGUGUAGCUUCACUUUUUUACUGUAUGGAUGACCGGCGUGCUGUCUCUUACUCUGCAGACGCGGAGUCACAGUGUCUGGGAUCAUGAGCGCCCCCUGCCAUGAGGCAAGAGAACUGCCUACCUCACCUUGAAUCUGUUCUCUGCCAUUUCUGAUCGCUCCUCAGCACACGAAACAUGUUACACAUAGUUAGUAACAACAAGCACUGUACAUUAUAUACAUAAGAUAAAUGAUGGAAAAUCAGUUCAUAUAUUAAAAGUUUUUUAACCAUUUUAUUGGCGACGUACAAACAGGAGGAUCAUGCUCCCAUAGAAUGGCAGCCAGUGCAGUUAGCGAAAGGUUGCGCAAUCACCUGGGAUUGCGCAACUUUGUCAAAGUUUGUCAAAGUUUCAACUAUUUGACCCAAAUUCUCACCUUCUGGAGAGAGGAAACUGGUAAGGAUAUAUUAAUUAAGAUUCAUGCCUGUCAUUGAGUGGAAACUGCUGCAACACCAGUGUCUUUGUCCACAGUUGUAGUUUAUGCCAUCCAAGAAGUGCCUGCUUCAAAAUUAGCACCUUCAAAUUCAAAUGAAAAAGAAGAACUUUUGGAAAAGUCUCGGCGAGGCUUUCAAACCUAAGAACACAAAGUAGGUAAAAGAAUAGAAAGUGAUCCCAAACCCAGAUCAAAACAGGCAAACAUUCACCUCAUUUCCAAAUCAUCUACCCUAUCCUGACAAAGGAUGAACCAGCUGAAAUGCUAGUUUCUUUCCAGGAGAAUUAACCAACUAAAAUGAUCUCUCUCUUCUGAUUAAAACAUGGAUCCAAUAUUGAGCCACAAUUUGACCAGAAGCUUGUUGAUGGUAGGCUGGCCAUUGCCUUCCUGUGCUAAGUAAAAUUCUCACUUACAGAACAGUUUGUGCUUUCUACCAUUCACUUGGAUUCCCUCUGGUAGAUUUUUCUAUCGGGCCAAUCAGUGAACAGAAGAAGUUGUGAAUGAUGAUGUUGUUUUUCUGCGCUGUUUUAGAAUCGUAGUCUGCCUGUAGUUUUAGGAAUGGUAGCAGAGGAAGUGAACGAAACCGUCCAGUCAGUUUUGAUCACACUUCCAAGUAUUGAAUGAAUAUUAUCAGCCGCCCCGUUCGGUUUGGCACUUCUCUUUUCACGAUGCAGGAUGGUUGCUUAAAUCACUGGCAACUUCUGGUAAGCUUCAUACCGUCAAACUUCUGCGUUACAUACAGUACAGACCAAAGGUUUGGACACACAACUGUGUGUCCAAACCUUUGGUCUGUAUACUGUACAUCACAUCAAACGUUAGCAACUGGGUAAAAUUUAAAACAUCAACACAAUCUACACCUCCAGGAAGUUCCUCAAUAAGAGCCCAGAUCCUCUGUACAAAGUAAAUAGCAUAGGACAAGGAGCUGGUUUUUACCAGGCUGUGUUGGUGGUAACUAAAAUUUGCUUUCCUGCAAAACACUAACCAAAUUGUUGGAUGACUACUGAAAGACCACACAACAACUUAUGCCUGACUUGGGAAUAUAGGCUACAUGAUUUUUCAGACUAGCUAAAGCCAAAUGAAAAAAUCCAAUAGAAAUAAAGGUUCACAUUUGUUUUGAUGUUUUGCCUACUUCAAGUUGUCUUCUGACACUGCUCCCUGUCCUGCAGGACUUUUUUAUUGGCUGCUGACAACACCUUUGCAGAUGGGUCAGUAACCUGUUCACACUCUAUAUAUCAACUCCCAAAUGCAAUGACGUAAGAGCGUCUCUGCUGAGAUGCCAUCAUUUUGUGUAAAAAUAGAUUUCUGGGUUGGUUGAGUUAAAGACUGAGCUGAGGUCAGGGUAGUCAAAAUUUACAAUAAAUUCAAACUUGUGUACCAAAUCUUUAAAAAAAAAAAACACUAAUUGCAUGUUGUAUAAUCUUUGCUUUCCUGUAAAUUCAAACUCAAAUUAUUCACAAAAAAACCCUAAUUAAUAUAAUGCUGUCACCCAUGAUGACAUGGUGAUUUUGAUGGAUUAGCAUCUGUAUAUCUUGUGAAGUCUAAUACUGUAUAUUAUGUGUGUAUUUUUAAACCAGGCUUGUUGCUGUUUCCUACAGUGAAUGUAAUCGGUUGGCAGCUCAGAAAAAACUCAGCCAGCAUCGAACACAAAACCUCUGACCUCUUUGUGCUUUUACUCAGUUUGUUUUUUGUGUGUGUGUUUGGGGGUAAGGGAGGGGUGCUCAACUUUAUUUGUGUCUCUUACAUGGAUUUGUUUUUUUCAAAAGAUGUUUUUAAAAUCCACAAUUUCUGUGAGCACAUUGCUUCCUGGGCUAUUGGGGGCUUUAGCUUAGACUCAUUCCGCGCUAAACACUAGAUGAGGUAUUUAUCUCUUGGGCUUUACGAUCAUAUUUCCACUUGAGCUUUUAAAAAUUAUUAUAGUGGAGUUGUAACUGGGACACUAUGAGAAGGACAAUUCGUGGUAUAAUUGCAGUUCAAAUGAGUUUCAAACUCAUUAGUUUUGCAUUUGAAGCUUAAGGAUUUUCAAACUAAAUUUCUGUGAAUAAAAAUUCAAAAAACUUUUUUUUCUAGUGCUAAAUUGUGCCUGCAGUAUUGCUGUAUUGUUGUUUGUGUGUUUUGUCUCUUCUUUUAGUCAUAUCCAACAAUCAUCCUGCGUGUAAAUAUAUAAAGUUAAUUUAGGACAUCAUAUAAAGAAGGCAGAGACUUUUACUGAAAAAGCACUUUAGUGCAUAAUGUGAAAGUAGAAAAUUUUCUGAUGGAUUGUUGGGCCUUUUGUGUUUUGGAAAAAGUAAUUUUUUCAUCAGUGCAAAGAAGCUGAUUGGUCGAUAAUGAUCAAGUGGAGCCAACAAUUCAGAGAAAACGAACCAAGGUUGCUCAUCAUAAAGGCUUUUACGCACAAAUUUCUUGAAUACUUGAUAGUCAUUGUUGUGAAGAUGUACCGGUUCUUUGGAUGUCCUUGAAAUAAAACGUUUUUAAAAAUCUG
Molecule: messenger RNA, 6095 nt
Organism: Xiphophorus couchianus (Monterrey platyfish)
Lineage: Eukaryota; Metazoa; Chordata; Actinopteri; Cyprinodontiformes; Poeciliidae
Gene: sstr5
Product: somatostatin-like receptor F_48D10.1
Exons: 5
Coding region: 863-2212 (449 amino acids)
Biological process (GO): cellular response to glucocorticoid stimulus; neuropeptide signaling pathway; regulation of insulin secretion
Cellular component (GO): plasma membrane; neuron projection
Molecular function (GO): somatostatin receptor activity; neuropeptide binding
Source: RefSeq, a predicted model, not a curated record